AUGGGAGGAUCACAUUCCAAACCUGUUACUGUAGACAUUAGCAGAUAUCCUGGAGGACUUGGAGAUCAAGUCAAACAAGAUGAUAAGGGAGGAUUGUAUUAUGAAAUCGGUGGAAAAGUUCUUCUAACGGAUGAAUGGUUUCCUGACCCAGAAGGAACUUACAGGAAGAUAACACAUACUCCAAAAGAUGGGCAGAAUAUAAGUAAGAUUAGUAAGGGAGGGCAAGAUCAGAUUCUAUCCCCUGGUAACCUUUCACAAUAUUCAAGUGUUUCAGUCUACUACUGGGGACAGGAUCAUCACUGUAGUAAGCCCCUCCUAAUUCAACUUGGUAGUGGAAAUGAAUACUAUAAAUAUGUUAGUAGUGGUAAUAGUUGGAAUAAGGAUGGAAGUAUAACAUCCAGUACUCUCAGAGAGAAACUUGACAAACAGAACUGUAGUAGAAACAAAGCUCACAUUAUAAAUCUCGAAGAAAGGUAA
This is a messenger RNA of Theileria equi strain WA, 477 nucleotides long. RefSeq lists its product as hypothetical. Bases 1 to 477 code for a protein of 158 amino acids. The transcript has a single exon. NCBI's taxonomy places the organism in Eukaryota, Apicomplexa, Aconoidasida, Piroplasmida, Theileriidae. The record is from RefSeq and is a predicted model, not a curated record.